Molecule: messenger RNA, 660 nt
Organism: Adineta steineri
Lineage: Eukaryota; Metazoa; Rotifera; Eurotatoria; Adinetida; Adinetidae
Source: the annotation of a GenBank genome assembly
AUGCUUGUCGAAAUAUCAAUUGAUGUAACAUUAGCUAAACUUUGUUCAUAUUUUAAUUCACAUACAUAUCAACGUUUAUUAAAUGCUUAUCGUUUACUUGGAAAAUCAUUAACAUCUAUGGAUCAAUUACAAAUGCAUUUUGUUAAUGUUGUACAAACACAUACAUUAGAAAUUUUAUUAAAAACUGUUGCAACAAUAAAUAAUGAACAAAAUUUAUCGUCUUAUAGUGAUUUAUGUAAAGAAUUUCGAUUUUUUUGUGAAACAUCUUCUAUAUCAUUCAAUCAAAAAAGUGAUUUUGAUUUAUUUGAUCGAUAUUUAUAUACUGAACAUGAACAUCCAUUUGACCUUGAUCAAACUCGAACAACAUUUUUCUCUUCAUGGUUACAAUACAAAUCAGAUAGUGAAAAUGAACAAAAAAGAUCUUCAAUGUAUGGAAAUCGUUCUCAUUAUCACGAUGAUAAAAAUGAAUCUACCAUUGUUACAAAUACAACUUUAAACGUGAUCAGAUUAUUUGGUCGUUAUAUGAAAAUGAUUGAAAUGCUUAAACCUAUUGCAUUUGAUGUUAUUAUUUGCAUGACACAAUUCUUUGAUUAUUAUCUUUAUACAGUUUACCCAUUAUUUGCUUUAUCAAGUAAAUAUUUUACAAUUGACUAUAUAUGA